Molecule: messenger RNA, 1098 nt
Organism: Coregonus clupeaformis (lake whitefish)
Lineage: Eukaryota; Metazoa; Chordata; Actinopteri; Salmoniformes; Salmonidae
Product: mast cell protease 1A-like
Exons: 5
Coding region: 322-1032 (236 amino acids)
Biological process (GO): proteolysis
Molecular function (GO): serine-type endopeptidase activity
Source: RefSeq, a predicted model, not a curated record
AACAACUAGCCUAGCUAUAGUUUCACCAUUACAAGUAUUUCUGUCUUGCUUGUAGUGGUUCAGAGGCAGUAGGCUACAUGCACAACCAACCUCAAAUGAAAGAUGCACACAACAGGAAAAAUGACACUCACACAACAGGAAAGGGUUUAAGCUCAAUCAUUCAUCACUCUCAGUGUCAAUCACUCAUAAUAUAUGCAUAGAUGAUUAGUUCCUGGUCUCUCUCCCCCAAGGCCUAUUUAAAGCUGGAGUGUAGUAAGAGACUGAAUGACAUUCCUCAUAAUUCUCCAACCACAUCAAUUGCUCAACUGAACUCCAUUCACUAUGGGCAUUCCACUGAACCUGGGUACUCUGGUCCUAAUGCUCAUCAUCUACAGUGAAGUGCACGCAGGGGGCAUUUAUGGGGGCAAGGAGGCCGUGCCGCACAGCAGACCCUACAUGGUGCUCCUGAACAGGACUAUCACCAACAAACUGAAGCCCAAAAACUGUGAUGGCUUUCUAGUGAGAGAGGACUUUGUGAUGACUGCUGCCCACUGCAAUGGGAGAUCCAUUAAGGUCAAGCUGGGAGUCCACAACGUGCAACAGGAAAGCGCUCAGGAAAUGUUUGUGAAACAGGCAUUUCCACAUCCAUAUUAUGAUAAUGAAGAACAUGAUAAUGAUAUCAUGCUACUCAAGCUGGAAGAGAAAGUGCUUUUCACCGACCGUGUGAGACCCAUUGGUCUCCCGCAGACAGAAGAUGAGGAGAUACCCAAGGACUGUCUGGUGUCAGGCUGGGGCUACAAUAUCAGGGGAGUAAACCAAGGCUCCCCUGUGCUACUGGACCUCAACGUGACACUGGUUGCGAGUCAAGUAUGCUCUGACAACCAUGCGGUCUGCUCAUCAGGACUAAAUGGACCUGCUCGGGGAGACUCCGGUAGUCCAUUGGUCUGUAACGGUGUGGCCUAUGGGGUGGUGUCCAGCUCUAUAGACAAUCUCUACAUCUACACACGCAUCCCUGACUACCUGGACUGGAUCAACAACACCAUGAAUAAUUGAUCAGGGAUGUAGCUCAGUUGAUAGAGCAUGGCGUUUGCAACGCCAGGGUUGUGGGUUCGAUUCCCA